AGUUUUGAUGAUUUGCUUCCACCUAAAAAGAUCCAUUAAAUAGGAAUCAAGUUCCACUCUUGCUAAAGUGAAUACAACACCCCACCUGAACUAAAAAGCGUCUCCGAACCCAACAACACGCUGAAAAUUGGACACCUUGCCUUCAAAGCAAGGAACCCCAAAGGAUCUGAUCCACAUGAUUCCCACUCUCUUUUCUCUUAUAUUCCUCCAUUUUAACCAUUCUAAAACUUACUCUCUCUCCCUUAACCUCAGUCUUCCAAACUUCUCUCGAAGUUUCGCUCACUUUCUCUCCCCCCAAACAAUAUUUUUCCGGGAAAAUUUUUCACCAAAUGGGGAUUAAACCUUUCAUGAUAUCUUUCAUGCUAAUCGCAAUUCUUUUCUCCCUCCUAUACGUCCCAACUAGACUAACCAUACCCAUAAGCAGAUUCAGGCCUGUAAUCGUAAAUCACUUCAAUUUAAACCCAUUAGGAAAUAGUACGAAGCCAUAUCCUGUAACUUUUGCGUACUUGAUUUCAGCAACAAAAGGGGAUGUUGGGAGGCUAAAGCGUUUGCUCUAUGCACUUUAUCAUCCGGGUAACUACUAUUUGAUUCACAUGGAUUAUGGUGCUCCGGAGGCUGAGAAAAGGGAGAUUGCUGAAUUUGUAGCCGGAGACCCAGUUUUUGGCGAAGUGGGUAAUGUUUGGUUGGUGGGAAAAUCCAAUUUGGUCACAUAUAGAGGACCUACAAUGCUUGCCACUACUCUUCAUGCCAUGGCAAUCCUUCUUAGGACCUGUAAAUGGGAUUGGUUUAUAAAUCUCAGUGCUUCUGACUAUCCUUUAGUCACUCAAGAUGAUCUGAUAUAUGCUUUUUCUGAGUUCCCAAGAGAUCUCAAUUUCAUACAACACUCGAGUCGUUUGGGUUGGAAAUUCAAUAAGAGAGGCAGACCAAUUAUAUUAGAUCCUGGACUUUACAGCCUGAAUAAAUCGGAGAUCUGGUGGGUUAUCAAACAGAGGAGUCUUCCAACUGCUUUCAAGCUCUAUACAGGUUCAGCAUGGACAAUCUUAUCAAGAUCUUUUGCUGAGUAUUGCAUAGUGGGUUGGGACAAUCUUCCAAGGACUCUCCUUCUUUACUAUACAAACUUUGUUUCAUCUCCUGAGGGUUACUUCCAGACGGUCAUUUGCAACAACCAAGACUAUAAAAGCACCACUGUCAACCAUGACCUCCAUUACAUUACUUGGGAUAAUCCUCCAAAGCAACACCCAAGAUCUCUUGGACUUAAGGAUUUCAGAAGAAUGCUUCUAAGCAACCGACCUUUCGCCAGAAAAUUCAAGAAAAACGAUCCGGUUCUUAACAAGAUUGACCGAGAGCUUCUGAAGAGACGACGAGGACAAUUCAGUAAUGGAGGAUGGUGUGCGGGGAGUGGGAGGAUGAAGAGGUUCUGCACUGGUUUGCAGAGCAGCUAUGGUGUUCUAAAGCCUGGACCAGGGUCAAGAAGGUUAAAAACUUUGUUGACAAGGUUAAUAUCCCCCAAGAAUUUCCAAAAGCAGCAAUGCAGAUGAUUUUAUUUUAUUUUUGUUCUCUUUUUCUUUUUACAACCAAAAUAUUGAAUAUGUUGUGUGUAAUAAUGUAUUUCCCAGAAAUUUUCAGAAUUCAGGGUUAUAUAUAUAUAUAUAUAUAUAUAUGGAAGGAAAUAUUAAUUAGGUAGUACUUAUAUUGCAUUUUUAUGACCAUUGAGGAAUUUACAGUUGUAAAAGUUGCUCUGAAAUCAAUAUUACGAUUUGAAUCUUUGGGUGGGUUUCUUUUA
Molecule: messenger RNA, 1783 nt
Organism: Ziziphus jujuba (common jujube)
Lineage: Eukaryota; Viridiplantae; Streptophyta; Magnoliopsida; Rosales; Rhamnaceae
Product: beta-glucuronosyltransferase GlcAT14A
Exons: 4
Coding region: 330-1538 (402 amino acids)
Cellular component (GO): membrane
Molecular function (GO): glucuronosyltransferase activity
Source: RefSeq, a predicted model, not a curated record